Messenger RNA from Knipowitschia caucasica, 5694 nucleotides. Lineage: Eukaryota; Metazoa; Chordata; Actinopteri; Gobiiformes; Gobiidae. The record is from the annotation of a GenBank genome assembly.
AUGAUCCAGAUUCAGCCCAUCAUGCAACUGGUCAUCGUAGUCCAGAACCAGCACGCUGCCAAGACCUGUGGGUUGUGUGGAAACUUCAAUGGGAACCAGGCGGACGACUUCAUGAAGCAGAGUGGAGUUUUGGAGGCAACUCCCAUUGGCUUUGUAAACAGCUGGAAGACCUGUGCUACCUGCCCUGACAUUAAGCCUGUGCUCCACGAUCCCUGCGGACUGGGACAAACCCAAAUCCAGAGCCAAAUCCAGAGCCAGGGACAAAUCCAGAACCAAAACCAAAUCCAGAAUAAAAUCAUGUACCAACUCAAAGACAGCAAUGGCAACUUAAUCCAGAACAUGUGCACCCAUCUGCUGGACAAAGACCUGUUUGGCCCGUGUCACUCUGAGGUCUGCCCUAAAAUCUUCUACCAGAGAUGCAUCCACGACGCAUGUAGCUGUGCAAACGCUGAGGACUGCAUGUGCGCGGCCGUGUCCUCCUACGUCUACGCCUGUUCAGCAGCAGGGGUCCACAUCUCAGGCUGGAGAGAAAAGAUCUGUGGGAAAUAUACCUCAUGUCCUGCUGGAAUGGUUUACUGCGACAAAAUCACAACUGGUCCUAAGACGUGCCGCUGCCGGUCCUCCACCGCAUCCAACUGCAACUUGACCUUCCUUCCUCUGGACGGCUGCAUUUGCGCCCCGGGAACUUACCUCGACGACUCUGGAAACUGUGUUCCUCCUCAGCAAUGCCCGUGCUACCAUGAGGACAUGGUGGUGCCACCGGGGCAGACGGUGACCGUAGGAACUGUGAUCUGCACCUGUACAGAUGGCGCCAUUGUGUGUUCUGGUGUCGGUGAACCUCCAGUGGAAUGCAUUCCUCCCAUGGUUUACUUCAACUGCAACGAACAGGAGUCAAAAGGAACAGUGAAAGGCACCGAGUGUGCGAGGAGCUGCAGCACGAUGGACUCUGACUGUGUGAGCUCUGGCUGUGUGUCCGGCUGCAUGUGUCCACAAGGAAUGGUCUCUGAUGACAACAACGGCUGCAUCAAACCAGAGCUGUGUCCCUGUAUUCACAACGGGGUGGCAUAUUCUCCUGGACAGAACAUCAAAGUGGACUGCAACACCUGCACAUGUAUGAACAGGCUCUGGGUCUGCACUAAGAUCAUGUGUGACAGCACAUGUACAGUCUAUGGAAACGGACAUUACCAAACCUUCGACAACCAGCGCUUCACGUUUGAUGGGAACUGCGAGUACAUCCUGGCCCAGGAUUACUGCGGUAAGAACAAGGACAAAGGCACCUUCAGAGUGGUGGCCCAGAAAGGGCAUAAAAAUCCGUAUGGCAGCGGUGGCUCCAAAAUGUACUCCAAGGGGAUCAAAGAUUUGUACAGUGGCCCCAUCACCUUCACCAAAAUCAUCAAGAUCUUCCUUCAGGGCUCUGAGCUAAUCCUGACCCAGGGAGACUUCCAGGUGUUGGGCUCGCAGGAUCCGUUCCACUUCAGUACUUUGGGUCUGUACCUGGUUGUGGAGACAAGCAAUGGCCUCACACUCAUCUGGGACCGCAAAACCCUCCUCUUCAUCAAACUCAGCCCCAUUUACAAGGGUAACGUGUGUGGACUGUGUGGGAACUAUGAUGGCAAUGCAAACAACGACAUGACCACUCGCUGCGGCGCCACGGUGAUCAACCCGCUGGUGUUUGGGAACAGCUGGAAGGACUCUCCGGACUGCCCCGACAUCACUGUAGUUCCCAGCCCCUGCAUGCUCCGCCCUCAUCAGCUGCCCUGGGCCAAUGAGAAGUGCAGCAUCAUCCACAGCCUGGUCUUCUCCACCUGCCACUCCAAUGUGGAUCCAACUCCCUACUUUGACAUGUGUGUGUUUGACACCUGCUCCUGUGACCCUGGGGCUCCGUGUGAGAGCUUGUGCUCGGCUGUGGCUGCCUACGCUGAGGCCUCCAACCAGGCUGGCGUCUGUGUGGAUUGGAGGACCCCCGACUUCUGCCCGAUCUCAUGUGACUAUAAGAACUCUCCAGAGUGUAUGUGGAAGUACAAGGCCUGUGGCGCCCCCUGCAUGAUGACCUGCAAGAAUCCUUCCGGCCUCUGCUCCUCCAACCUGCCUCCCCUGGAAGGCUGCUACCCAAACUGCCCCCCUGCACGUCCGUACUAUGACGAGAUUGCAAAGCGUUGUGUUACUAAGGACCAGUGCGGCUGCUACGACAAAGAAGGAACACAUUUUAACAACGGCGACACUGUGUCCUCAUCCCACAACUGUUAUGUAUGUGUUUGUGAUUCCACGAUCAUCCAGUGCCACUAUGACGUCAAAGCCUGCAUGUGUCUGUACCAUGGCGUCUCACACCCGUUCGGCAGCGUUCUUUACAACACCAGCGAUGGCCACGGGAACUGCCUGUCCGCGGUGUGCGGCCACAACGGGACCAUCGACCACAACCUCUACCCCUGCACCGACCCCACACCCACCGGCCAGACCACCACCUUCCACUUCACUACAGGCCAACAAACUGACUGUGAUGAGACCUGCACUUGGACCAGCUGGAUCAACUCAGACCACCCCGUCCACGGCAAAACCGGAGGAGACGACGAGAGCAUCAGUCGCCUCCUGGCCCUGGGAUAUCCCGUCUGCCAGCAUCCCCUCAAAGUGGAGUGUCGUGCCGUGCAGUACCCAAAGAACCCUAUAGGACAGUCCGUCUCCUGCAACGUUUAUUUUGGGCUCAUGUGCAAAAACAGUCCGUUCCAAUCCUGCCUGGACUACGAAAUCCGCAUGUGUUGCCCUCCUGGUUGCGGCGGCACCACGAACACACCUCACACGACAUUGUCCACUCCUUUAGCCACUCCCACCCCACACUGUCCUUACGGUCAAACCAUGAUCUGCGGCUGGUCCCAGUGGUUCAACCUGGGUCACCCCACGUCUGGAAGUGGUGGCGAGGAGGUGGAAUCCAUAGCAGACAUCAUCGCAGCUGGAUUUCCCAUGUGUUCCGCUCCAGUGAUGGCGGAGUGCAGAGCGACCCAGUACCCGGCGCUCUCCCUGGGCCAGGUGGGACAGAAUGUGAUCUGUAACAAGCAUGUGGGCCUCAGGUGUAAGAAUAUUCAUCAGAGCAACAAUGCGGAGUGUCUUGAUUAUGAGGUCAGAUUCAAGUGCUGCGAAUGUUCAUCAUCCAACACCGGGCCGACUCCUACGAUCAAGCAGACCACUCUGUCCUCGUGCCACUGCUACCACAACGGCUUCGCCUACUCUGCAGGCAUGACUGUCUACAACAACACAGACCAUGCUGGAUACUGCUACAUUGGCUACUGCAACCAGACUUGUAGCAUAGUGGUCCUACAUUACCAGUGUUCUUCAAUGACCACCACCGCCACCACUGCCUUUGUCCCAACACCCAUGCACUGCCUUCACCUGCACCCACCCAGAAUGGAAGGGGAGACCUGGAAGAUCAGCGCCUGCCAUGUAGCGACUUGUACAAAUGGCGAAGUGAUUCAAAGCGAUAUAAUCUGUCCCCAUCCAGAGCCGAUUGUGUGUGCAAACAGCUUCCCACCAGUCAAAGUGUACGACCAGGACGGCUGCUGCUGGCAUUAUGAGUGUCAAUGUAUCUGCUACAGCUGGGGCGACCCACACUACGUGACGUUUGAUGGUACCUACUACUCCUUCCAUGGGGGCUGUUCCUACUGGCUUGUGAAGGAGGUGUUCCCCCAGUACGGCUUCAGUGUAAUGAUCAGCAAUAACGACUGCCAGGGGAAACAGCACUUGGCAAAACAGCAGUAUUACGGCUGCUCCCAGUCCCUCACCAUCUUCUACAUGCACUACAAGAUCUACAUGACGCAGCAGAUCCACCAUGGCAUCGUCACAAACAUGGUUUUGGUGAACGACAAGGCUGUGGUCUGUGCAUACCAGACUCUGGAGUUCCGGAUCAUCACCACAGGCAUCAACAUCGUGCUGGUCAUUCCCAAGAUAAAGGUCCAGAUCACAUACUCAGGACUCACCUUCAGCGUCAAUCUGCCCUUCAGUCUGUUCGGAAGCAACACUCAGGGCCAGUGUGGUAAAUGCGACAACAACCCUGCCAACGACUGCAACCUGCCCAGCAACCCGGCGAUCUCCUCCUGUCCGGACAUGGCCCACGAGUGGCACACAAACCACAGCUACUGCCCCCCGCCUCCUCCCCCCACCCCCACUCCCACACCACCUCCUCACUGCGACAUCUCCAUCUGCAACAUCAUCAAGAGCAACCUGUUCGAGCCGUGCCAUAGUUUGGUGAACUAUCUACCCUUUUUCAUCGCAUGCCGCUCGGACGUGUGCAAUGCAGGAAACCCUCGGGUGUCCUGCCGGAGCUUACAGAUGUAUGGUGCCUCAUGCGCUGCGGCCGGAGUGUGCAUCGACUGGAGAGGAAGCACCCACGGACUCUGUGAUUACACAUGUGCACCUCCCAAAGUGUACGACGCGUGUGGUCCUGCAGUGGAACCCACCUGUGACUCCUGGUUUAACCAGAAGUUCAUCUAUAAUGCAAAUGAUUUCACGGCCAUGACCUCAAACAAGAGGCUAGAAGGUUGCUACUGCCCCAAAGGCACCAUGCUACUGUCCGCCUACUCCAACGAGUGCGUCCCCAGUUGCGAAAUCUGUCGACUUCCAAAUGGAAAAUGGAAAAAACCAAAUGAAAGCUGGAUAGAAGGCUGUGAUAUGUGCCACUGCGACGAGGACACUCUGCAGGUGGUGUGUCAGACUAAAUUAUGUCCUCCUCCGCUAAUUGUUCCGUGUGAGCACCACGGCCAGGUGAUAGUCACUGAUAUUGUGGACUGCUGCCCUCGGCACAGAUGUGAGUGUGACAAGUCUUUGUGCAACUCUGUGGUGCCAUUAUGUCCCCCUGGAAUGAAAUUAAGCCACAAAUUUGGCGUCUGCUGUGAUACAUACAUUUGUGUAUCUAAAGAUGUCUGUGUGUUCAACAACCAUGAGUACCAGGUAGGAGAGACGAUCCCCAGAGGUCCGUGUGAGAAGUGUGUCUGCGGCCGACAGAAGAUGUCCAAGAGCUCCUUACACGUUCUGGAGUGUGUCUCUGUGAUCUGCGACAGCAACUGCUCUCCCGGUUACGAGUACCAGCUGAUCCCAGGACAGUGCUGUGGGACCUGUGUGCAAGCUGCCUGCUACGCAACAGUGGGAAAUGUCUCACACAUUCUGAUGCCUGGGGAAGUGUGGAGCCCUCACGGUAACCCCUGUGUGAAGUUUGAGUGUAUCCGCAUCAAUCAUCAGUUCCUCACCGUGGAGUCCAAGAUCGUGUGCCCCCCCUUCGACCCCAGCGAGUGCAUCCCGGGAACCGAGACUGUUGCCUCCGAUGGAUGCUGCCAAGUUUGUAUCCCCCGGGGAAACCCAUGUACCAUGUCCAGCACUUUGAUGUACCUGGAGACUAAAGGCUGUAUAUCUGUGAAGCCCGUAAACAUGACGUCCUGCAAUGGAACGUGUGGAUCCUUCACAAACUACUGUUCACAUUCACACAUGUUGAAGCAUUCGUGCGCGUGCUGUCGUGAGACGAGCACGAGUCAGAGGGCGGUCCAGAUGAAGUGUAAGGACGGCUCCCACAUCUCCUACCUCUACACCCACAUCGACGACUGCGCCUGCCUGAGGACCAGCUGCUCUGACCAGGGAUACGACACCAAGCCCACUGUGAAAGCACUGCCCUACACCAAAUCCCCAAUCCAAAAGGGACUACUAUGGGGACGAUAG